AUCUCUUCUUUAUUUUUUCUUAGUUCAAUACUUUUAGAUCCAAUCCAAAGCCUUAAAAGAAAAAAAAUCAUUGGAUCUUUUUUUUGAUCUUUCAAAGGCAUAGAGAGAGCUCUCAGUUUUCACCAACAAUGGCUCCACUAUUGUACUUCAGUUUCCGUAAGGUACUUUUGCUUUACCUUGCUUUCUUUAUGUUGAUUUCGUUGCUGGUUUGUACCUCCAUUGUUGAUAGCCACGAGCUUCGAACCACUCGGUUUGGUGGCGGUGGAAGAAGAUUGUUGGAGCUCGAAGAAGAAGAUGAACAGUUGGUGUUGAAGAAGAAAAGCUCCAAUUUUUCCAACAAGAAGAACCAAACCAAGCUUGUUAAACCAUCAAAUGUAUCCACCAAGAACCAAACCAAGCUGGUUAAAUCAGUGAAUGUAUCGACCAAGAACCAAACCAAGCUCGUUAAAUCAUUGGAUGUAUCAACCAAAACGUCGAAUUUGUCGGCCAAGAACCAAACCAAGGUUUUGAAACCGACCAACUCGACCAAAACUGCAAAGCCAACGGUGUCGAGUCCCAUUCCCAAGAAGCUUAAUUCAACUUCCAAGGUGAAGAAACUGAAUUCCACAACACCAAAAGCUUCGGAUCUGCUCAAAUUAAGCUCUCCCAAGAACAAACCAACCACGAAAACACCGGUUCAAUCUUCAAAACCUGAAAAGAAACCGACAACAACCCAGAUUCAGAAACAACAAAAGAAGCAACCCAGUUGGGUAGACGACGAUGAUGAAUCGGAUUUAGUGUCGGAGUUCCGGGAUCUACCGGCUAAGUUCCAGCAAACACUUAUACCGGACUUGGAGAAAAUCUCGACAACCUCGAAAGUUUACAUCAACAAAUACAACAAAGAGUUCACCAAACAGUUCAAACCAUAUGUCGGCAACAAACAUGCUCCCACCAUUGCUACUGUAAUCUCUUGUGCUUUCCUUUUAAUCCCGUUACUAUUAGUUUCCCUCAUUUUUAACCGCAUCAAAGCUUAUUUUUCACUCCAAAAGAUUCUCAUCUUCAUCCAAGUUUACCUCUCGAUUUACUUUUCAAUCCUUUGCCUUACCUCCCUCGUCACUGGACUUGAGCCGCUUAAGUUCUUUUACGCCACUUCGCCGUCGACCUACGUGUGUUUACAAGUGCUUCAAACGCUUGGGUACGUGCUUUACUUGUUGCUGCUGUUGAUGUAUUUGAUACUGGUUUUCUCGACGGAGUCGGGUCUCGGAUCCAAGAUGUUGGGUUUGGGUCAGAUAUUCGUGGGGUUUGCCGUCGGGUUGCAUUACUACGUGGCGGUGUUUCAUAGAGUGGUUUUGCAUCAACCGCCGAAGACUAAUUGGAAGGUCCAUGGGAUGUACGCCACGUUUUUCCUUGUGAUUUGUUUGUUUGCUGGUGUUGAUAGGAGAAAGAAGGCUUACUUGGAAGAAGGCGGUGAAGAGGGGAAGAAAAAUUAAUUAAUUAAUUAAUUAAUUAAAGAUUUUUUGGGGGAGUACAUUAUUAUUAUUAUUAUUAAAUUAGUCGGUCCAAAAACUUGUCAUAAUCUCAGCCACUUACAAUUUGUAGCAAUAAUGAACAAAUUUUGCUGUCAUAAAGUUGUGCUGAGAAAUUUCCGAAGGUAUCUUGACCUUUGUUGUCAUUUUUUCCCCUUUAUUUUUAUUUAUGGUUUUAUAUUUAAAUUCACAAUUGUAAUUUGCCCACUGUAAUGUUUUCUUAAUUACCUUUGAAAAUAGACAAGGCUUUUUGCAA
Messenger RNA from Gossypium raimondii (Peruvian cotton), 1761 nucleotides. RefSeq lists its product as uncharacterized. The transcript has a single exon. The record is from RefSeq and is a predicted model, not a curated record. Bases 129 to 1469 code for a protein of 446 amino acids. NCBI's taxonomy places the organism in Eukaryota, Viridiplantae, Streptophyta, Magnoliopsida, Malvales, Malvaceae.